AUGGAGCCUGAGAUCGCCUAUCGUAUCAAACGAUUCAGAGAUAUGAAAAAAUUAAAAUUAAGUUUGAUUCUUGGUGGAACAAAGGGGCUCAUCAAUUCAUCGCCGCUUUGCAUUGGAAAGCUCAACUCACCGGAAAAUCACCGGAGUUCGUCGUCGGCCGCCGCAAACACUAUUAGAACCUCAGAGAGCAUGGACACUCAAAAAAGCCAAGCUGAAAAGCAGCCUCCGUCCGCCGCAGCUGCAACUUCAUGUCGAAAGAAAAAGCACGAAGAAGCCGCAUUCUUGGAAGAUAUAAAGGAUCACAUUGACGAGUUUAUUCAUGCUUCUAUGGAUGAACACAAAACCUGCUUUCAGAAAACAAUUAAAAAGAUGUUUGGUUUGUCUAAGGUUGUUGCUGAAGCAAAUGCUGCUAAAGAAGUUGAAAGUUCUUUGGCUCUUCAGACAGUUUUAAAAGAGUAA
Messenger RNA from Vicia faba (fava bean), 459 nucleotides. The record is from the annotation of a GenBank genome assembly. NCBI's taxonomy places the organism in Eukaryota, Viridiplantae, Streptophyta, Magnoliopsida, Fabales, Fabaceae.